Messenger RNA from Aspergillus sclerotioniger CBS 115572, 1214 nucleotides. RefSeq names its product alpha/beta-hydrolase. Gene Ontology annotation, molecular function: hydrolase activity. The transcript has a single exon. NCBI's taxonomy places the organism in Eukaryota, Fungi, Ascomycota, Eurotiomycetes, Eurotiales, Aspergillaceae. The coding region runs from base 169 to 1110 and encodes 313 amino acids. The record is from RefSeq and is a predicted model, not a curated record.
GAAGAGAGCCAUCCAUCAUUUCACCAGUACUAAGUACUACAGAGUGCUUCACCCUAUCGAGUGAUUUGAAUAUUCGGACAAAUCUCAUAUAACACGCCUGCCGUCCCACCUCAUCUUCCUCCUUUGCAUCCAUUUCUUUUUCAUUCCAUCCCCACCACUCCAAACAAAAUGCCUUCCUAUAUCUUCCUUAAAUACCUAGCUAUCAUCCUUCGCUUCUACGCCAAACAUGCCUACCAAAUUCCCCCUCCUCAUCCCACCAGCAUCCUCUCCAUCCCCUCUCGCACCCCGAACCGCUCAAUCCCCGUCCACCUCUACUCCCGCUCAACUUCGACCUCGAACUCACCAUCUCCAUCCCCAGUGCUCCUCAACCUAAGCGGCAGCGGCUUCACCAUCCCCUCGCUCGGAAGUGACGCCCCCUUCAUCAACCAAAUCACGGCCCACACUCGCUACACCGUCCUCGACGUCGGUUACCGCCUUGCCCCCGAACACCCCUUCCCUGCCGCCAUCGAGGAUCUUGUCGACGUGCUGAGCUAUGUUCACAACCACCCGGAGCAAUUCGACCAGGCUAAGAUUGCCAUCUGCGGGUUCAGUGCGGGUGGGAAUUUGGCGGUGUCCGUGGCGGCGAACUACCCGGCGUCUGGGAUUGAGACCUUGGUGGCUUUUUAUCCGGUCGUGGAUGCUAGUAUUCCUGAUAAGGUGAAGGAGAGGAGGAUGGGUGUGGGGGCGGGGAAGAAGAUAAAGAAGGGCAUGGGGGGUGUUUUGCCGGUGUGGUUGUUGGGAUUCUAUCGGAGGUGCUAUUUGAGGGGUGGCCGUCAUGGGAGUGGGGAGAGGUUGGAGGAGGAUGACAGGGUCUCGCCGGGACGGGCUGGGGCGAGGCUGGCAGGGUUCCCGGACAAGUGCCUGUUUGUUACGUGUGAGUGGGAUUCGUUGGCGAGGGAGACGGAGGAAUUGGGUCAGCGAUUGAUGGAAUCACCGGGACGGGACGUGCGGAUGGUCAGAGUGGAGGGGUGUGGGCAUGCGUGGGAUAAGAUUGCUAAGGAAGGGACAAAAGAAUGGGACGAGAGGGAGAGGGCGUAUCAGGCUGUGGUGGACAUGUUGAAGGAUGAUUGAGGAUAGUCUGUGGAGGUGAGGAUGGAAUCAUGGUAUCAUGCAUUAAUGGAUUAUUGAGGCGUCUAGGCCAGCUCCGGCCAGUACUUCUGCACAAGCGUCUUCUU